AAGAAUUGCCUAAGUUCAAUUCGAAUACAAGCCUACAUUGCCCUUGGGAUAGCAAAUUUUAGUGUAUGCUCCUAAAGCCUCCCUCAGUCGCAUCUCAAUGGGGUUUCACUUGUGUUCUCCGGGACUUCGUACUCCGCACCAUUUGUCCCUACACCCACACCCAAAUUCAUCGCUGUUUUCUACGCCUAGGGUUUCCUCUCCUGCAUCAAUGCAGCGCCCACACGAGGAUCACCAAUCGGUUAUACUGCGAGUUCCACACGUUCUCACCGUCGCCGGCUCCGAUUCCGGUGCCGGCGCAGGUAUCCAAGCUGACUUGAAGGCUUGUUCGGCGCGGGGAGUUUACUGCUCCACUGUUAUUACUGCCGUUACCGCGCAGAACACCGUCGGCGUUCAGGGGGUGAAUAUUGUUCCGGAUGAUUUCGUUAAAGAGCAGUUGAAGUCCGUACUGUCUGACAUGCGUCCUGACGUUGUGAAAACAGGUAUGCUGCCUACACCUGGCACUGUCAAGGUCCUUCGUGAAUGCCUGAAGGAAUUCCAAGUUAAAGCUUUGGUGGUUGAUCCUGUUAUGGUAUCUACAAGCGGAGAUGUUCUGGCUGGUCCUUCAAUUCUGAGGAGCUUUAGGGAGGAGCUUCUUCCCCUAGCUGAUCUAGUAACUCCAAAUUUAAAAGAGGCGUCUGCUUUACUUGGCGGCAUAUUACUGGAAACAAUCGCUGACAUGCGCUAUGCUGCAAAAACAAUACAUGAUAUCGGCCCACGAAACGUGCUAGUUAAAGGAGGUGACCUAUCCGCAUCCUCUGAUGCUGUUGAUGUUCUAUUUGAUGGUAAGGACUUCUAUGAGUUUUCCUCAGUUCGGAUAAAUUCUCGAAAUACCCAUGGAACUGGUUGUACCUUGGCAGCAUCUAUAGCUGCUGAGCUAGCUAGAGGUUCGUCAAUGUACGCUGCUGUUAAGAUAGCUAAGCGAUAUGUUGAAUCAGCAUUAGGGUAUAGUAAGGAAAUCCUAAUUGGAGGAGGACAACAAGGUCCCUUUGACCAUUUUAUGAAGCUUAAGAACAGUGCUGUGAACCUACACACAUACCGACCAUUUCAUCCAAAAGAUCUUCUCUUGUAUGCUGUCACAGACUCAAGGAUGAAUCAAAAGUGGGGCCGUUCCUUGGUGGAUGCCGUGAAAGCUGCUAUAGAAGGAGGUGCAACCAUAAUUCAGCUCAGGGAGAAAGAUGCUGACACUCGCGACUUUCUGGAAUCAGCCAAGACAUGUCUGGAAAUAUGCCGGUCCCACAGUGUGCCUUUGGUGAUAAACGACAGGAUAGACAUCGCCCUCGCUUGUGAUGCCGAUGGAGUCCAUGUCGGGCAGUCGGACAUGCCAGUCCAUGUUGCUCGAUCCAUCUUGGGGCCCGAUAAGAUCAUCGGCGUUUCUUGUAAAACACCAGAACAGGCUGAGAAAGCAUGGGUCGAUGGAGCUGAUUACAUUGGCUGUGGCGGCGUAUAUCCUACAAAUACGAAAGAAAAUAACGUCACCGUGGGAUUGGAAGGGCUCAGAAACGUAUGCAUGGCGUCGAAGCUGCCGGUGGUAGCCAUUGGUGGGAUCGGAGCUGCAAAUACGAGAGCCGUGAUGGAAUUAGGCAUCCCCAAUCUUGAAGGGGUUGCUGUUGUUUCAGCUCUUUUCGACCGCGAAUCGGUUUCGACGGAGACCCGGAACUUACUGGCAGUUAUAGAAGGUUCUAUUCGAGCUAGGAGUGUGGAGGAUCGAGUGUCGGAGUUCCCAGCCUUCUAAUGGACGCUUCAAGCAGCAACCACCACCACCACCACUUACAUCGACCAUGGCCGUUCCCGCCCUUCGCCUCCGCCGUGCUCUAUCUCUCUCAUCUUCAGUUCUUCAAAAGUCUCUAUAUCGGCCAAAACCGU
Andrographis paniculata is the source of this 1902-nucleotide messenger RNA. Its product is annotated as thiamine biosynthetic bifunctional enzyme TH1, chloroplastic. The transcript is spliced from 10 exons. The coding region runs from base 98 to 1771 and encodes 557 amino acids. Gene Ontology annotation, cellular component: chloroplast. NCBI's taxonomy places the organism in Eukaryota, Viridiplantae, Streptophyta, Magnoliopsida, Lamiales, Acanthaceae. Gene Ontology annotation, molecular function: hydroxymethylpyrimidine kinase activity; thiamine-phosphate diphosphorylase activity; phosphomethylpyrimidine kinase activity. The record is from RefSeq and is a predicted model, not a curated record. Gene Ontology annotation, biological process: thiamine biosynthetic process.